AUGGACGGUAUUUUAUCGAACAGCAACGGCAGCGUGGAAGGGCGGGCGAAGAAGCCGAGUCCUUCGAGCGAGCUACCGGCGAUCGAGCACGUAGCGGACGGGCUGACAGGCGCGCGGCUGGCGGGCGCUCUCGAUCACUCCGACUCCACUGACACGGAGGAGCGGCGGGUGCUGCCGCCGACCGACCCGAUGGUGACGUCACUGCUGACGGAUAUGUACCAGCUGACCAUGGCGUACGCGUACUGGAAGGCGAAGAAGCACAACGACCACGCCGUGUACGCGCCCUCCCGCGCCAACCCUCACCUGCGUCCAAUCAUCCACCCGCCAAACCCCUCGCGCCUGACCUCGCCGUGCUCUGUUGCGCGCGACACUUGUGCGCUCCGCGUUAGCGAGAUCCUGCACCCACCGCGUGUCCUCUCGUUCGACCUGCUGUUCCGCAAGAACCCGUUCGGCGGCGAGUACACGCUGUUCGCGGGGCUGGAGGAGUGCGUGCGAUUCGUCGCCAACUUCCGAUACUCACACGCCGACGUCGCCUACCUGCGCACCAUCAUGCCGCCCUCGUGUGAGGACGCGUUCUUUGACUAUCUACUGACGCUCGACUGCUCCACCAUCCGCAUCAUGGCCCUGCCAGAGGGAUACGUCGCCUUCCCCCGCGUGCCGCUCAUGCGUGUCGAAGGCCCUCUCCUCGUGGCGCAGCUGCUGGAGACGACGCUGCUGGUGCUCGUGAACUACGCCUCGCUCGUGGCCACCAAUGCCGCCCGGCACCGACAAGUGGCCGGGCCCAACAAGUUGCUCUUUGAGUUCGGACUGCGACGCGCCCAGGGUCCUGAUGGUGCGGUGUCUGCGUCGCGCUACUGCUUCAUGGGUGGCUUCGAUGCCACCAGCAACGUGGAGGCGGGGCGCAUCUUCAACAUUCCUGUCAAGGGCACUCACUCGCAUGCCUUUGUCUCAUCCUUCCUCGCGUUGGACGAGAUCAAGGAGCGCGCGCUGCCAGCAGCAGAUGCGUCCCACGUGUGCCCCGACUUCGUGACGCUCGUGCUCUCCUUCCUGCACCGCAUGCAGGAGAGUGAGAAGCUGAGGGACCUGUUUGCGGAGACCAAUGAGAGCGAGCUGGCGGCGUUCACCUCAUACGCGCUGGCCUUCCCCACGCACUUCCAGGCGCUCGUCGACACCUACGAUGUGCUGCGCAGUGGAGUGCCCAACUACUGUGCUGUCGCCCUCGCACUGCACCACCUGGGGUACCGGGCGGUGGGCAUUCGCCUGGACUCGGGCGACCUGGCGUACCUGUCACAGCAGGCGCGCCUCUUCCUGCGCCACUGCGAGGCGUUCUUCCAUGUGGACGGGCUGAGCGCUGCCGUGAUCACAGCCAGCAGCGACAUCAACGAGGCCACUCUGGAGGCGCUCAACAAGCAGGGCCAUGAGAUAGACGCGUUUGGCAUCGGCACGCACCUGGUGACGUGUGCGAAGCAGCCGGCGCUGGGGUGCGUGUACAAGCUGGUGGAGAUCAACGGGCAGCCGCGCAUCAAGCUCAGCCAGGACUUUGACAAGGUGACGAUCCCGGGCAAGAAGGCGUGCUAUCGGCUGUACGGCAGGGAGGGGUACCCUCUAGUGGACCUGCUCAUGAUGCCAUCUGACCCGCGCCCUCAGGUGGGCGAGCGCAUCCUGUGCCGCCACCCCUUCAGCCAGUCCAAGCGUGCCUACGUGGCGCCGCACCGAGUCGAGCCACUCUACCGCUGCUUCUGGCGGGGAAAGCAGUUCUCAAUACCGGAUGGGCAGGUGGAGGAGGAGAGUGAGGGCGUGGAGCGGCUGCCAGCGCUGGUGGAGGUGAGGGAGCGGUGCCGGCAGCAGAUCACAGGGCUGCGCCCCGACCAUAUACGAGGGCUCAACCCCACGCCCUACAAG
Molecule: messenger RNA, 1902 nt
Organism: Closterium sp. Naga37s-1
Lineage: Eukaryota; Viridiplantae; Streptophyta; Zygnematophyceae; Desmidiales; Closteriaceae
Source: the annotation of a GenBank genome assembly